AUGCAUAUUCUUCUUCUUCUUCCUAAUGCCAAUGAUCCAUUUGAUUCAUCAGUGACAGUGUGUACUUUACGUAAUUUUCCAAAUUUAAUUGAACAUACAAUUGAAUGGGUACGUGAUAAUUUUGCUGGUCUCUUUACAAUUCCUCCUCAACGAGUUGAAGAAUUUUUGCGAGGACCGAAAGAAUUUGUCGAACGAACAACUAAAAAUCAUUCAGAAUAUGAUAAAACUGAAAUAAGUGAAAAUAUUAAACGUAUUCUUGGUGAAGAAGGACAAAAAAAAAUUUCAUUGAUUGUAUUAAAUGGUGAUCGUUUUUGGAGUGAAAAUAAACGAUGUCCACAUGUUUUAAAAUUUGAUGUUAAUAAUGAACUUCAUUUGGAUUUUAUUGUAGCUGCAUCAAAUUUACUUGCACACAUGUAUUAUAUACCACAAAUACGUAAUCGUAAAUUAAUUGGUAAAGAAGUUGUAAAAAUACAUGUACCUGAAUUUAAACCAAAAGUAGGUAUAACAAUACAUGAAAAUGAUGAACAACUACGAGCUGAUCUCAAACGAAAAAGAAUACGAAAACAAAGAACUGAAUCACCUUCUUCAGCAUCGCCUGUUCCCACCUUGUCUAUUACUAUUGAUACAUCAAUAUCUACUUCUUCAACACCUAUCACCAAUUCCUCGUUACCAUCUUCAUCAUUUAUUAUCACAUUAUCGUCACCCACUUCAUCAUCAAAUCAAUGUUUACAUUCGACAGUUGAAAAGAAAGAUGAACGAUGUCAAUCAACGACACCAACAUUACCAGCAUCAAUAGCAUUAUCAACAUCAACAGUAUCACCAACAUCAAUAGCAUUACCAACAUUGACAGCAUUACCAACAUCAAUAGCAUCACCAACAUUAACAGCAUUACCAACAUCAAUAGCAUCACCAACAUUAACAGCAUUACCAACAUCAAUGGUAUCACCAACAUCAACAGCAUUACCAACAUCAAUGGUAUCACCAACAUCAAUAGCAUCACCAACAGUAACAGCAUUACCAACAUCAAUAGCGUCACCAACAUUGACAGCAUUACCAACAUCAAUAGCAUUACUAACAUCAAUAGCAUCACCAACAUCAACAGCAUUACCAACAUCAAUAGCAUCACCAACAUUGACAGCAUUACCAACAUCAAUAGCAUUACCAACAUCAACAGCAUUACCAACAUUGACAAUAUUACCAACAGAUACUAGUCGAUCCAAGAAUGAACCACCUAGUCAGCCAAUUUUGUCUUCUUAUAAACGAACUAAUCGCAAAAGAUCAUUUCAAUCUCAAUGGUUUCAGGGUCGUCCUUGGUUGGAAUAUUCAGUUAUUGAAGACAAAGCAUAUUGUUAUUACUGUCGACAUUUUGGAUCAUCACAAUCAACUAGUAGAAAUCAAUCCAAUUCUUUUUUAAAUGGAUUUUGCAAUUGGAAAAAAGCAUUAGAUAUGAAAGCUGGCUUCAAACAACAUGAAUCAAGUGAAGCUCAUGUGCAAGCAGCAGUUAAUUAUCAACAAUAUUUACUACGAUAUAAUACACAAACAUCUGUCAUCAACAUAUUAGAUACCGGUAGGUCUCAACAAAUAAAACGAAAUCGUGAUCGGAUAUCAAAAAUUGCAUCAACGGUAUUAUUGUGCAGCAGGCAAAUGAUUGCGUUAAGAGGACAUUGUGAAGAUGAAACAUCUGAUAAUCGUGGAAAUUUGUUAGAAAUUCUUUCAUGGUCGUCACAAACAGAUCCAAUAGUACAAUCCAUAGUUAAUAGUGCUAAUAAUGCCACCUAUUUAUCACCUCAAGUUCAAAACGAAUUACUUCAAAUAAUGGCAAAUCAAAUUCGACGUAAAAUAGCUGACAAAAUUGCUGGCAAUUUUUAUUCAUUAAUGGCUGAUGAGUCAAGAGAUAUCAGUGGAAAUGCACAAUUAUCAAUUGUUGUACGAGUCGUGUCAAGUCCAACAGAUGCAUUGUCAAAUAAAAAUAAUAUUAUACAAGAAUAUUUUUUAGGCUUUGUUAGAUUGCACCAGUUUGAUGCAAUGACAUUAUCUAGUGCUAUUGUUCGAUUUUUAAAUUUAUACCAGAUUGAUUUGAAAGCAUGUAUUGGGAUUGCAUCAGUUAUGGGUGGCUGCAAUGCUGGUGUUCAAACUAUUCUUCGGGAUAAUUUUAUGCCGAAAGGCAUUUACAUUUAUUGCUUUGUGCAUAAACUAAAUCUGGUGAUAAUUGAUGUAUGUCAAGUUGUUAGUUAUUGUACGGAAUUUUAUUCUAUAAUAUCCAAAAUCCAUAGUUACUUUACUGCAUCAGGAGUAACAAAUGAAUAUUUCAAAAAUGCUCAACAAUUAUUACAACUUGAUACAACAACAAAACUUAAAAAAUGGUCGUAUAUAAGAUGGGAUAGUCGAUGGACAUCAAUAAAUGCCAUCAUCAAUAAUUAUCAAGCGAUACUUAAAGCAUUAAAUGAUUUACUGGAUGAUGGUGAUACAAGGUCUGUCGAUGCAAAUGGUUUGUUGAUUGCUAUUAAAGAACCACUGUUUAUUGUAACAUUAUUCAUAAUGCAUAAAAUAUUUGGACCUAUCAAAAUUUUGUCGAAUCAAUUACAAGAUGAAUCAUUAGAUUUUGGAAAAGCAAAACAAUUGAUUUCAUCUAUUAUUGAGCAAAUGAAAAGCUAUCGUGAUGAGAAUUUAUUUCAAUCAUUAUAUUGUAAAGUUGUACAAUUUUGUGAAGAAAAUGGAAUUGAUAUUAGCCAAAAACCAAGACAACGACGGCAAAAAAAAGUGCCUGCACGUUUCAAUGAUUCAAUUGUUACAUCAACAACUGGACAUCGAUAUUAUGCCGAUAAUGAACAACAAUAUUGUACUACUCUUUAUUUUCCAUUAAUUGAUAGUGUUUUAAUUGAAUUAAAUCAUCGAUUUUCAAGGGAAACUAUGGAAGUUUUAACCAGUAUAUCAUCUCUAUGUCCAAAGAAUGAAAAAUUCUUAGAUUUUGAAAUACUCAAACCAUUUGCAUUACAUUUGGAUAUAAAUCCUGAUGGAUUACAAAAUGAAUUAAAUGUAUUACGACCAAUGUUGAAGAAUAAAGAAUUGUUCGAUAUCAAAGAAUUAUAUUGCGAAUUAAUUCAAUUCACACAAGCUUUUCCAAAUGCCAUUUUAAUAGUGCAAGGUGCGAUGACAAUACCUGUUACAUCAGCAACAUGCGAAAGUCGAUUACGUAAUUAUGAUGAUAUAUUUGAUAUUAAAAUUCAAUCACAUGAAUUUGAAAAAGAUGAUGAUACAACUUUUCAUAGGGAUUAUAUUGUAGCAACAGCAAAUUUACGAGCUGAAAAUUAUGAAAUACAAAAAGCUGAUCGAAAUAAAAUUAAGAGAAUUGCAGGAAAUAUUAUUCCAGCUGUUGCAAUAACAACAGCAAUGGUUACUGGACUUGUUUGUCUUGAAGUUUAUAAAUUUGUUCAACAUCAUAAAAAAAUAGAAUCAUAUCGAAAUGCAUUUGUUAAUUUGGCUUUACUAUUUUUUGGAUUUUCUGAACCAGUAGCACCAAAACAUCAAAAAUAUUUUGACAAAGAUUUUACUUUAUGGGAUCGAUUUGAAGUAAAUGGUGAUAUGACAUUAGAAGAAUUUAUUGAAUAUUUCAAACAUGAACAUAAAUUGAUACCGAAUAUGAUUUCAGUAGGAAUGUGCGUUAUUUAUAGUCCACCUUUCAUUCGUAAAACAAGUAUAGCACAAGAUAUGAAACGAAAAAUUUCUGAACUGGUUGAAAUAGUGACAAAAACAAAGAUUUCUGCUCAUGUUCGUUGUCUUACAUUCGAUAUGUUAUGUGAUGAUCUUGAAGGAAAUACUGUUAAAGAUGUUCCUUAUAUUAAAUAUACAUUCAGAUGA
Molecule: messenger RNA, 3858 nt
Organism: Rotaria sordida
Lineage: Eukaryota; Metazoa; Rotifera; Eurotatoria; Philodinida; Philodinidae
Source: the annotation of a GenBank genome assembly